This is a messenger RNA of Lemur catta (Ring-tailed lemur), 2040 nucleotides long. RefSeq names its product McKusick-Kaufman/Bardet-Biedl syndromes putative chaperonin. NCBI's taxonomy places the organism in Eukaryota, Metazoa, Chordata, Mammalia, Primates, Lemuridae. The record is from RefSeq and is a predicted model, not a curated record. Bases 1 to 1713 code for a protein of 570 amino acids. Gene Ontology annotation, cellular component: kinociliary basal body; cytoplasm; nucleus. Gene Ontology annotation, biological process: developmental process; protein folding; intracellular transport. Gene Ontology annotation, molecular function: ATP binding. The transcript has 4 exons.
AUGUCUCGUUUAGAAGCUAAGAAGCCAUCAUUGUGUAAAAGUGAACCGCUGACAAGUGAGAGAGUCAGGGCCACACUUUCUGUCUGGAAAGGAAUCGUGUCAUCAUGCUAUGGCCCUUCGGGUAGGCUGAAGCAGCUGCACAACGGCCUUGGAGGUUGUGUGUGCACAACUUCACAGUCCUCCGCCCUGCUCCGUCACCUCUCAGUCACCCAUCCCGUAUUAAAGAUCCUGACGACUUCCGUGCAGAAUCAUGUGUCAUGCUUCAGUGACUGUGGCUUAUUCACAGCCAUUCUUUGCUGCAACUUGAUUGAAAAUGUUCAGAGAAUAGGCUUGACACCCACCACUGUCAUUAAAUUAAAUAAACACCUUUUGCGUCUCUGCACCAAUUAUCUUAAGUCUGAGGCCUGUGGUUGUCGACUCCCAGUUGACUUCGGUAGUACUCAGAUCCUCCUCUGUCUGGUGCGCAGUGUAUUAACAAGUAAACCUGCCAGUAUGCUCACCAGAAAGGAAAUAGAUCACAUCAGUGCUUUGAUUCUGAAAGCGUUUUUGCUUACAAUUCCGGAAAAUGCUGGAGACCAUAUCAUUUUAGGAAAGAGUAUAAUUGUACCUUUAAAAGGUCAAAGAGUUACAGAUUCUACCGUAUUACCUGGACUGCUCAUUGAAAUGUCGGAAGUUCAAUUAAUGAAGCUAUUACCUGUCAAAAAAUCAGGUGCUCUCAAGGUGGCACUCUUUUGUACCACUUUAUCCGGAGACCUUUCUGAUCCUGGAGAAGGAACCGUAGUGGUCAGUUGCGGGGUUUCUCUAGAAAAUGCAGUUCUGGACCAGCUGCUUAACCUAGGAAGGCAGCUAAUCAGUGACCACGUAGAUCUUGUCCUGUGCCAGAAAGUGAUCCACCCAUCUUUGAAACAGUUGCUCAGUGUGCAUCGUAUUAUUGCCAUAGACAGAAUUGGAGUGGCCUUGAUGGAACCCUUGAGUAAAGUGACAGGAACACAGCCUAUUGGCUCCCUAGGCUCAAUAUCGCCUAGUAGUUAUGGAAGUGUGAAAGAUUUGUGCACUGCAAAAUUUGGCUUCAAGCAUUUUUUUCAUCUUAUUCCUAAUGAAGCGACCAUCUGCAGUUUGCUUCUGUGCAACAGAAAUGAUACUGCCUGGGAUGAGCUGAAGCUCACGUGUCAAACAGCACUGCAUGUCCUGCAGUUAACAAUCAAGGAACCUUGGGUUUUAUUGGGAGGUGGCUGUACUGAAACUCAUUUGGCUGCAUAUAUUAGACACAAGACUCACAACGAGCCAGAGAGUAUUCUCAAAGACGAUGGAUGUACUCAAACGGAACUUCACCUAAUUGCGGAAGCAUUUUGCAGUGCUCUAGAAUCUCUUGCUGCCUCUUUAGAACACGAUGGAGGUGAAAUUCUCACUGACAUGAAGUAUGGACACUUUUGGUCAGUUCAGGCAGAUUCUCCCUCCGUUGUCAACUGGCCGGAUUUGCUUUCACGAUGUGGCUGUGGAUUAUACAAUAACCGGGAAGAACUCGGCUGGUCUUGCUUAAGAAGCACACGUCGUCCUUUUACUCCACAAACCUGCCUUCCCCAUGAAGCUGCGGGCUCGGGCAGCAACCUGACUGUGGACUGUUUGACUGCUAAGCUUAGUGGCCUAGAGGUGGCUGUAGAGACAGCCAAUUUGAUUUUGGAUCUUUCCUUUGUCAUUGAAGAUAAAAACUAAUAGAAUAGCAUGUUUAUAUUACAAAACAAACUAGUCAUGUAUCAAUUAAGAAAUAUAGUGAGUAUGUUUGUUCUCUCCCAAAGGCCUGUUCUGCAGAUAAGAACAGAUGACUCAUAAAAUUAUAAAUAUACUUACUUAAGGAAAAAAGGUCUGAUUCAUGAAUAGAAAUGCCAUAAAGUAAAAUAAAAUGAAAAUGUGAAGCAUUGUUAUUAAAGAUAUUAUAAUUAUAUUAGGGAUUCCACAGUGACCAUAGUACGUUGUAUUAAUUUUUUGUUGUUAUUUUGACAUCAUGUGAAGAAUAUUCAGAAAUAAAAAAUUCCUAAUCCA